Gallus gallus (chicken) is the source of this 4779-nucleotide messenger RNA. It is a transcript of the gene ST3GAL4, whose product is annotated as chromosome 20 open reading frame 173. The transcript is spliced from 13 exons. NCBI's taxonomy places the organism in Eukaryota, Metazoa, Chordata, Aves, Galliformes, Phasianidae. Bases 2813 to 3973 code for a protein of 386 amino acids. The record is from RefSeq and is a predicted model, not a curated record. Gene Ontology annotation, molecular function: sialyltransferase activity. Gene Ontology annotation, biological process: glycolipid biosynthetic process.
CCCGCUGACCGGCCCUGCCCGCUCCGAGCCCGCACCCCCGGCCGCCCCAUGGUGAGUGCGUGGGGGGGGGGGAGCGGGGGUCCGCACUCGGGUGAACGCGGAGCGCUGCGAAACGCUGCGCUUUGCCCCGUCGCUUUUGGAGCCGGGGGGGUUUGGGGCGCGCGGGGGGUGCGGUGCCGGAGGCCGCGAUGCGGGGCGGUGCGGGGCUGAGCCGGAGCGGCGCUGCGGUGCUUUUGCUUUCCGUGCAUCUCUGUGCCGUUGUAAAUGGGAGCGCGGCCGGGCGCCACGGAGCCCACACUGCGCAGCGCUGCGCAUCGCCGUGCCCGGGGAGCGGCCCCGCAAAGCAGCCCCCAGAGCUCGCAUCGCCUCGGGCUGUGCUGUGUCUGCCGGGCGCUGCCGUAAGGAGCCCCAGCGCGGAGCACAUCGGCGCGCUGCCCGCCGGCCCGGCGCGCGGCUGGGAGGGACGGCGGCACUGCGGGGUCGGGCAGCGCUGCGCUGCUCUGAUUUCGUAGGGCGCGGAUGUGGGGUCCCAACGCCGGGCGCGGCCCCGGAGCGCUCCCGGUGUAUCCGUGGGGAUGGAGCUCAGAGCUGCCGCCCCGUUGGCUGUCAGUUGCGGCCGCGUAGCGGAGCGGGAGUUGUUUGGGGACGGGGCCUUUUGCCACCGCUCAGCAUCGUCUGCGUGCAGAGCCCGAAGUGGCGCCCUGGGGGAGCGGGGGGGGAAUGGGGCCCUCCCCGCUGCACGGGAUCUGCAGCCCUUCCCGCUGGGACGCGAGGAUGCUCACCCCGAAGGAGAACAUCGGUGGGACUUUGCUCACUCGGCGGUGGUGUUUGGAGAGGUCUCAUUGUUCUUAGCGGAGAACAAAGGGAUUCUUCCCCCGGGGGGUUCGCUCCCGUAUGGGCGCAGUGCUCGGUGGCCGCGGUCCGUGGGCAGGGAGAUGAGGUGCUGAGCGCCGGGUGUUUGGGGAACCGUGCUGGAUUUGUGCUGGAUUUCAGUGCCGCGGGACCUGGGGAGGUCCCCGUCCUGCUCGGCUGUUGGCAGCUCCAACGCUUUAAGGGCACGUCCGAGCUGCAGUGAGCUCCUGACGUUGCUACCAGCCAUAGCAUGGGAGCUGCUGGACUCUUCCUACCGCCUGUGCUUAAUUAUCUGCAUCAUUAAGGGCUGCUGCUCCUCCAGCUCCGGGCGAUGUGUUAAUAGCCCUCAGUCCCACAGGGAUACGGGUGAUGAGGGAUGCCGGUAGGAAGGAGGGCUGUGCCAGUGGUAGGUGUGCCGGGCAGGGACGGGGCGGUGACCACAGCAUCCAUCCAUCGAAUGGAAGUGCAGAUUUAAGCCCUUACCCAGCGAUGGGAUGACCACGGUGCCUCCUUUGGGUUUUGCCUCUGUGCCUUCUCCGUCCAUCAGAUGGAAGCACACCACUUCAAUGCCUUCACCGGGUGUCCCAUUGUGCCCUCCCUGUGCUCGGUGCUGGUGGCUCCCGGCUGUCCCCACGGCACUGGGAUGUGUCUGUGCAUGCUGCUGUGGGAGCGGACCCACGUGGCCCUGGCUGUGUGACAACGGGAGGAAGUGGUUUUAGUGGUAGCUUCACUCCCCGUUCCUCUUGGGUGCCUCCGGGGAAAGCUGCGUUCCUCGGACUUUUUCUAGGAAACCUACAUCUUCUGGGAGAGGGGAAAAAAGACAGAAACACAGGGCCGGAUCCUACUCAUCCCUGCUGCUUCCAGCUGCCAACCCAUGCGUGUGCUGUGGGUGGGAUUGGAGGUUUGUUCUGAGAAAGCGAAGGGGAAAUGGAUGUGUCCACGUGCUCCGAGCAGAGCGCGCCCCAGAGCUGCGCCAGGUGGGGCGGGCAGCGCUCUGCAUCCCGCAGCUCCGUUCCGUUUGCUCCUUGCUGGCUCCCCGGAGCAGCCCCGAACCUGAGCUCACGCCGUUGGAAUUCCCCGCCGCGCCGCUGGGAGAGGCUCUUCCUGCGAUCACUUCCAGAUGCUGCUCAAACUCCUCCGACCGCUCCUCCUGCAAAAUGUCUCCGGCCACCCCGGGCUGUGGGACCAAACCCGCUCGGGGCAGCUCCUCAUUUCCCCAUCCUGCUGUUAAAGUACAUUUUUGGGGUUUUGCUGAUGGAAAACGCUGCUGUUGGCCUUCUCCAAACCAAGGGUUCUCCAGGGGUGGUUAAGCUGCUAAUAAAACAAUCCUUAAUUGUGGCCAUCGUAAAGAGCUUAUCCCCCUGGCCGGCGUUCAGCUCGCUGUUGCUUUGCUUUAUGCUCCUUCCUGGAUCUCCCUGCCCGUUUCCAUUGGGUUGGGUGCUCAGCAGUGGUUGUAGGGCACGGGAUGCUGGGGACCCACAGCAUCCGGUUCCUGCACACGCGGCCUGCCCAGGCCCAGGGAGGUGGUUGGUUAUUUACCUUGCUCCUCCGUCCGUCGGGUGUCCUCGGACCUUUGCUGGGUGCCCACAGCCCUUCGUGCUUGUGGGACUGGGAGCGCUCCCCUCCCUGAAGAACCAGAAAGGUCCAUUUGAUGACAGCAGCGGUUGGUGCUGACGCCACGCGCAGCUCAGAGCUGAUCUGGGGCUGAUGUGGGGCAAUGCUGGCUGUUGGGUGAUGCAGUGCUGUCACGGUGUGGGAGCACUGCACCCUCCCACAGCAACUUCCUGUUUCUCUUUCUCCUUGGUGGUGCCUUUUUGGAUCUUGUGGCCAGGAAGUGGCCCUGCUGCUCUCCUGAAAGCGACUCGAUUCGCCAUGAGGACAGAGAGCGCCUUCCAGGAGCAGCCCGCCCUGAUCGAGCCGGGGAGGAACGAAUGGUCAAUGAAUUAAAGAUGGGCGGAAAAUGAGCAAAGGGAAACGCAGCCACCAGCGGGACGGAGGAAUUGAGGAUGGCCCCAUAGCCCCGCAGCCCCCGGAGCUGCUGCCCCCUCUGCUCGCACCGCGUGGAAGAACUGUGAGCGGCAGUGGCUGCGAUGAGAGCUCCGGCCCUCGGCUGAUGCCUGCCCUGCUGAUAAAGAUGAUCAAUAAGUCCCGAGGGAAGAUACUGGGAGUGCUGGCGCUGUUUCUGGUCAUGGUGUGGUACUCGAUAUACCGGGAGGACAGCUUUUAUUUUCCUGUGCAAGAAAACAAGACCGUAUGUCCCAUUGGGGAGGUGGAGAGGAAGGCAGCACAGCUCAUCGGGAACUACACGAGGGACCGCCCGCUCUUCCUGCAGCUGAAGGAUUACUUCUGGGUGAGGACGCCGUCGCUCUAUGAGCUGCCCUACGGCAUCAAAGGCAGCGAGGAUGUCCUCCUGCGCCUGCUGUCGGUCACCAGUUACUCACUGCCUGAGAGCAUCCAGAGCCUGAAGUGUCGGAGGUGCGUGGUGGUGGGCAACGGGCACCGGCUCCGCAACAGCUCCAUGGGGGACACCAUCAACACCUACGACGUGGUGAUCAGGCUGAACAACGCGCCGGUGCACGGCUAUGAGCAGGACGUGGGCUCCAAGACCACCAUGCGGCUCUUCUACCCCGAGUCAGCCCAUUUUGACCCCCAGGCAGAGAACAAUCCGAACACGCUGCUGGUGCUGGUGCCCUUCAAGCCCGUGGACUUCCAGUGGAUGGAGGCCAUCCUCAGCGACAGGAAGAGGGUUCGUAAAGGGUUUUGGAAGCAGCCCCCACUGAUCUGGGAUGCCAACCCGGAGCAAGUGCGCAUCCUCAACCCGUACUACAUGGAAGUAACUGCUGCUAAACUGCUCAGCCUCCCCAUGAAGCAGCCAAGGAAGGUCAAACAGAAACCAACCACGGGGCUGUUGGCCAUCACCUUGGCUCUCCACUUCUGCGACCUGGUGCACAUUGCAGGCUUUGGGUACCCUGACUCGGCCAACAAGAAGCAAACCAUCCACUACUAUGAGCAGAUCACACUCAAGUCCAUGGCUGCCUCGGAGCACAACAUCUCACAUGAGGCGGUGGCCAUCAAGCGCAUGCUGGAGCUGGGCCUGGUCAAGAACCUCACCUACUUCUGAGGGCAAUGGGGCUGCGCAGGAACACGUCCCCACCUCGGAGCCCGCAGUGGUCCUGGAGGAGCCGGUGUCACUGAGCUCCCCACCAUGCUGGUGGCAGUAUGGGGGCCAUGCCAGCUUGCUGACCCCGGGGGUGCAGGGAGCCCCUUAAUGGGGACUUUUCAUAUGGAAACACUGAAACUAGUGAGGACCUGGGAGGGAUUCUGGGGAGGAUGGAGGGGACCUUCCCCCAGCAGGUCUGGGGGGCCACGGCAGGGUGCACUGGAGCCCCUCUCUUCCCUUGGAUACUCUUGCAUUUGGGAUGAGGAAUCUGAGGAGGGGCUGAUGUGGGGGUCCUGGGGUAGUCCUCUGUGGGUAGGAGGCAGAGUCGCAGCCUCCUCCCAGCUGAGCACCCCAAAUAUUUAAUUCCUCCCUUCUCCCCCCCCCUCCUUUUUUUUAUUUUCUUUUUACAUGUUGGCCCAGCCCCAUGCCUUAGUGCUGGUGUGGGGGGUCAGCCCUGCAGCAUCCCUGGGUGGCCCACGGGGGGUGUGGGGGCGACACAGUGGUGCAGAUUAAUUUAAUUAAUUUAAAAGAUUAUUUAUCAUGGGGCCUCCCCCCCUCUGUGGCCUUGUGCAGGGGGGGCUUUUGGCUCUGGGGGUGCUGGGAGGGCUCCCUCCUCCCCAAAGGUGCCUUUUGUCCCACCAUGGGCGCCUUGCUCACAUGGGAUCCUGCAUCCCCCAGGAUUUGGGGAAGGGGGGCCAUGGGACCCAUGGACCUUGGGGUGUUGGGGGGCUCCUGCUGGCACCCAAUAAAGGUCCUGGUGCGUCUGG